Messenger RNA from Osmerus eperlanus (European smelt), 2462 nucleotides. Its product is annotated as synapse differentiation-inducing gene protein 1. Lineage: Eukaryota; Metazoa; Chordata; Actinopteri; Osmeriformes; Osmeridae. The transcript has 4 exons. Gene Ontology annotation, biological process: synaptic vesicle clustering; positive regulation of synapse assembly. Gene Ontology annotation, cellular component: excitatory synapse; postsynaptic density membrane; intracellular membrane-bounded organelle. The record is from RefSeq and is a predicted model, not a curated record. Bases 491 to 1330 code for a protein of 279 amino acids.
UCAGCGGCGCUGCUGCAUUCCACAAAUCGGAUCCACUGGUCGGUGUCCUGAAUAGGCUUUAUGGUUUUCUUAAAUUGUUUCACAUCACAUGAACGGGCAAAAAUGCACACAAUUCCAGAAACGGAGCACAUAACCACCCUCCAAACUAAUUGUUUCCCUCCUUCUCCAACCAGCAAAAGUGGAAGAAAAUAGCUCAUAGCCUACACAGGACACUUGAGAAUUCAGUCCAAUAGUUUUUUUUUGUAGACAAGGCAGAGUAAAGGAUCUAAAGAGGAUACAGAUUUCUAACGCGAAGGAAGUAGGCUACCGGUAAAUGAUUGGUACCUGCAUGUGUCCGCUGAUGUUUUGCACGGGGUCUACACCGCAGAACGCUCUUUCACCUUGGAAGGAGAGUGAAGCCUGCCAUCCUAUGCCUUCUCAAAGGCCCCUAUGAGAAAGGCCUCUAACGAGGAGGGGAUUUUCUCAGACAAUCCAGCUCUUUUAGCAGAGGAUGGAGGGUACACAGGCCGAGGCUCUGGGGUCCACCCAGGCUGAAGAGGCUGAGUCCCUCACCCCAGGGAAGACAUCACCAACCGGGGAAAGGGAGGCAGGACCCUGCAAGCGCAAUGGACUCAUCAACACCCACAGCCUGAUGGUGGAGACGAAGGAGGGACUGAUGUCUGUCUACUCUGCCCCUAAUUACCAAGGCCACGUGGUGGUCAACCUCUCCCCCCAGCAGGAGCAGAAUGGGAGCGGAGGAGGACGGGGUCCACCACAGUUGCUCAAUCCCAGCGCUCUGCCCCAGAGCAUGGACCCCCGCUUCAGACCUAACCUCAUCCUGUACUCUGAGAACAUGCUGCGGGCCUGGGGAGAGGGUGGGGACUGCUGCGAGACUACCUUCAUUGAGGACCUGGCCUCCGGCUCCUCCUCUGCCUCGGUUCCCAAGGACGCUCUUUUUGCAGACGGGAAGUUCCUGGAUCUUUCUGUGGAGGAGGCCAAGAUACACACCCUGUCAUAUGACAUAGACGACGAUGAUGAGUUCCAGGAGCUGGAGAGUGACUACUCGAGCGACUCGGAAAGUGAGGACAACUUCCUCCUGAUGCCGCCCAGGGACCACCUUGGCCUGAGUGUCUUCUCCAUGCUCUGCUGCUUCUGGCCCCUGGGGAUCGCUGCCUUUUACCUGUCUCAUGAGACGAACAAGGCGGUGUCAAAAGGGGACUUCCACCUGGCCAGCUCCAGCUCCCGGCGAGCCCUCUUCCUGGCUGUUCUGUCGAUCACCAUUGGGACAGGCAUCUACGUGGGCGUGGCGGUGGCCCUCAUUGCAUACCUCUCCAAAAACCACCACUUGUAACCUUGCACUGCCAAGCCCACGCCCCCCCCCCCCCCCCCCCCACACUGCAUGGUUGGCUGGUUGUGCCAGGGGUGUGGCUCACCCACGGGCAAUCAGAAACACUUCUGCAAAUCACAGGACAGUGGAGUUCUGCCAUGACUCGAUGAAGAACGACAUACUCAUUGUAUGUCACAUGAGAGGGGAUGUGACAUGGACGAAAACCGUCUGUUAACUGUCAAGUUAUUCUCUUAUUUUGACAAACCGUCCCAUGAACUGUAAACUGUUUCUGGCCAUUUCUCCUCAUGACGACAGAUGGUUCUGUUUUAGCCAUGUCUCUCCGAGUUGUGUUUCGGUUUUGCCAUAAAACUGCACAUGUUGACAACGUAUCCGUCCUAAGAGCAUAUGUUUACAGGAUGUUCUCUCUAAACACUCGACCAGUGAGUUGUGGAGCUGGGUGUUUUAUGGCCUGAUAUAUGCACCACCCUAUCACUCAUGUUUGGCAGCUCCUGUCAAGAAUUAUGAGAGUGGAUUAAAGGGCUGCUAAUGCUGUCAGUUAUUUACACACCCAGUCCACUUUCAUUUACACUGCUCCUGAACAUUUCCAUAGCAUAUCAGACUUUGUUGGUUGUGCAAAUCCGUGUGUACAUAGUCUUUAGCCUACUCACACUGGGUUGUUAAAACGUAUUGUUUUAAGUUCCAUGUAUGGGCAAUAGGUUUCUGUGUGAGAAGCCGCCAUGCUUGUAUUGUCUCCUUGUCAGUUUUAUAAUGGGAGCAUCCCUACAGCACAACAAUAUCACAUACAGUAUAUGUCACCCGCCUACAGUUUGGAGGGAUAACCUUACAAUGUUUUGGUUCUGUCAGUUGGAAAAAAUGCACCUGGCUGCAUCUCCUCUGACAGAAGCUGCUUACGCAGAGAUACUCUGGUGUUGAUAUGCACAAAUCAAUAGGGGAAGAGUCCUUGAGGGCUGCAGGAGCCAUAGCUGUAUAUACCUUGUGAUUACUAUUGUUUAUACAAGACACACAGGAAGGGAAGACAUGCGAUGUUGAAACUGAUGUAUAGAUCUAUGUUGCUGCUGUAUACUGCUAUGUCACAGUUUUAAGAGUUCAAUCAGUGUUUUUUCGAUUUGCUAAUUAAAUGUUGUAUUUCAUUUAA